GCGUGAACUUUUGUCAACACGCGCAGCUGUCGCGUCGCGCGUCUAAUCAGUGCGACAUGAGCGGACGAUGGCCGAUGUUUACCAGCACCGCGUCUACUUUGAGGGGCACAGUCUGGACGCAGCGCAGAGAAAGAAAAUAGAGCUCUACUUCAGAAAUCACCGCAGAUCGGGUGGAGGAGAAUGUGAUCUGAGGAGCGUGGCCGGCGACGUCUACUGUGUUUACUUCAAACACCAGGAAGAUCAACGUAACGUCCUGCAGAGAGCCAAGCAUGAGAUAGCAGGUUGUUCUCUGGUACUGACAACGUCUACUUCAAGUCAGGAACAUCCACAGAGCCCAAAGUCUGUUCCUGCUUCAAAUCCUCCAUCAAGAAGUGAAUCUGAACAACAUCCUGAUGCUUUACCCCCACUACAGUCCUGCUGCUCUCAUCAAACCACAGAUGGGGGCAUUGUUGGGACACAUUCCCAGGACAUCUCAGACAUUGAGGAUAGAGAUGUACAUAUAAGUGAAAGGCAAACAAGGAUUUACCAGUUGGGCGAGGCCGAACUCCACCUCCUCUGGAGAGAGAUUAAUCACCGUGUGGGACAAGAUUUUCCAGGAGUAAAAGUCUCACAUGGAGAAUCAGGCCAGUUAGUUUUAGAAGGGUUCAUGGAAGUGAUUUGUGUUAUUGAAGACCUGGUUACUAUAAUGAAGAAGUUAGUUUUAGAGAAGAGAAUCUGUGACGUGCGUCCACAUCUGAUGACCUUCCUAAGAAAAGCCUAUGAAGGUCCAGGAGUGCUAGCAGAUGUUUUAGGACUUGAUGAUGACAUGGUGAUAGAGUUACGAGACACAGAGUUAUGUGUCUUCUCCCUCUCUGCUGUUAAACUGGACAGAGCAGAAAAGUCUGUGCGGCGUGAGUUCAGGGAAGUUGAGCUUGAUGUCCCCAACUGCUCUGCUGUACCUGAGCUACGGGAGAAGCUGACGUCCAUGACGGAUGAGAUGAACCAAGGACAGAGUAGGGCUCAGGCUGUGUUCGUGUCAGACACCACAGUGUGUUUACUGGGCCACAGCAAACAGGUUGAAGAGCUCAGUGAAACUGUCACGCGUUUUGUUUUGGAUGAGUCCAACAUGCAAAAGACAGUUUGUGUCCCUUUUCCACUUUCAGCACAAGAAUUGCCAGCAUUGCUCCAGCGGCAUGGUUUUGACUACUCAGGAAUCACUAUCCGUCCUUUGGCCUCUUCCUCUGAGCCAAUGGUGAUGCUGGAUGGUCCAUCUAAGAAAGUGUCUGAAGUCAAGUACAAGCUAGACAUGUUUCUCAAGUCUCUUGUUGAAGACAGAGUCACUGCUGACCCUAUGGGAAGAAGUGUCCCGAAUGAAGAAAACACAGUAGUUGCCAGGUACGCCCUCUGUGAUGGGCUCCAGGUGCUGGUGUGUCAGGGCGACAUCACUAAACUAGAGGCUGAUGCCCUGGUUAAUGCUGCCAAUGAGGAUCUGGAUCACUGUGGAGGUGUUGCUGCUGCACUGAGCAAAGCAGGUGGUCCUGAGGUGCAGAAGGAGAGCAAAGCCUUAGUGAGGCAGACUGGAAAGAUACGUACAGGGGACGUAGUGGUCACCACAGGGGGAAAUCUGAAGUGUAAGAAACUGCUGCAUGCCGUUGGUCCUAAAAGUGGAAAAGCAGGCGGCAGAGAAAAGUUCUUACUGAAAAAAACAGUUGGGUCGGCUUUAGAAAUCGCAGAAAACAGCACAUUCAGAUCUAUAGCCUUCCCUUGUAUUGGCUCAGGUGGGUCUGGCGUUCCUGUCACUGUGUGCUGUGAGGCUCUAGUCACAGCUGUCAAAGAGUUUGGUGGUCAGGGAGGUCGCAGCCUGAGCACAAUCCUCCUGAUUGACAACAGAGAGGAGGUGGUGAGAGCCCUGCAUGACGCAUGUGAAAGGAUUCUCCAAGGGACCAGUGGUAGAAGCCGGAUGCCGAGUGGUGUGGGGGUCCAGACUGGGGCUGCUGCCCAAAACACAGAGAGAGGAGCCACUGCUGGACCUGCGCAGGACGGUGUCCAUGUAGAGGUCCUUCAGGGAUCUAUCGAAACUCAACAGGUGGAUGCCGUAGUGUCUCCGAUGGUUGGCCACGAUCCGCUUUCAACUCGAAUCGGAAACGUUUUAUUCUCAACUGUUGGACCAGAGUUAACUGCCAGGUUUAGAAAAGAAACAGCGGAAGAAACAUUACCUGGCGACUCGGUUCUGGUGGAGGAUUUGCCUGAACAACCAUUCAACGCUGUGUUCUUCCUCAACCUUGCUGCCUGGGGUGAAGACGAAGCUGGAACAGCAGUAGAGGUUCUGAGGCUGGCCAUCAACAACACGCUAGCGUCCUGUGAGCAAAGAGGCUUCGCAUCAGUUGCUCUUCCUCUGCUGGGUGCUGGCAUUGCUCUGGGGUUUCCUGACUCUGUUGUAGCAGCGGUUCUUUCGGAGCAGAUUCGUGCAUUUCAGCAGAGUCGAGUCGGCGGAACACCGUUCCUUGUGCACAUCAUCAUACAUCCUGAUGAAAAAAAGGCUGAUGAGGUUUUCAAGUCAGUACAAGAAGCUUUUACAAAGGAUGUUCACCAACCAGACCAAAGGUCAACUACUAAGCGGAUUGUUCUCCUGGGAAAGACUGGAACUGGGAAAAGCAGCCUGGCCAACACCAUACUCGGAGAGGAUUUGUUUACUGUGAACCAUUCUCCCAACUCUGGAACAAAUCAGUGCCAGUCAGAAACCAGAGUGGUCAAUGAAAGACGCAUCACUCUGAUCGACACUCCCGGGCUGUUUGAUACUGGGAGGUCUGAGGGGGAGGUUAGUCGUGAGAUAGUGAGUUGUAUCACAGAGUGCUCUCCUGGGCCUCAUGCCUUUCUCAUUCUGCUUAAAGUGGAGAAAUUCACAGAGCAGGAGAAGGAUGUCAUCGCUAAAAUAUGUAGCUGUUUCUCCAAGGAAGCUCUAAAAUAUGCAGUUCUUGUCUUCACUCAUGGUGAGCAGCUUGACGAAGAGAUGAAGAUUGAAGACUUUGUCCGGCAGAACGAGAGCCUGAGCGACCUGGUGGAGAAGUGUGGCCACCGGUGCCACGUGUUUGAUAACAAGAACUGGAGGAGCAAACAGCAGCAAAGCUACAGGAGCAACGAGUUCCAGGUGGAGGAGCUGCUCAACACGAUAGAUAAGUUAUUGGGUGAUCACAGUGAAGGCUACUACACCAAUGAGAUGCUGCAAGAGGUGGAGGAACAAAUACAAAAAGAAGAGAAGCUCAUUAAGAGGUCAUCAGGACACCUGUCCGCUGAGGAGAUCAGAAAGGAGGCUAAAAGCAACGUGUCACAGAUGUUUUGGAACAGGCUGGUGGGUACUGCAACUGGGGCGGUGAUGGGAGCGUUCCUAGGCGUGGCGGAAAUGGUUAGAUUUUACAGAGAAGUAGUGAGAAACAUUCCCUUAGUAGGGAAGGCAGUCACCGGCCUCGUAGCAGGCGAAGUAGUCACAGGGUUCGGAAUUGCUGGUUUAGUAGCGGCGGGUGUGGGAGGAGCAGUGAUGGGCGGUUUGACUGGAUGUGCUGCAGCUCAGGAAGCUGAAACACCCAUGGAGGCGAUGGAGAAGUCAGCUACAGCUGUCACGGACAAGCGCAAUAAGGCUUUAAAUGACAUGAAGAGAUAACCUGCAACUAAUGAAGCAAACCUUAACUGGACGCUACCUGACAAAUCCUCCACCACAUCUUUAUUACCUUUCUCUUUGGUGCCGGGUCAGUAUAUGAUGGGUUAAUCAGAGAUUAGUUUAUGGACCUCAAAACCAUGUGCAAUAAAGUCAUUUGGCUGAACAUGCCUGAUUCAUGUAAGUCGAUGACAGUGAGAUAGUGAUGGUUACAUUAUGCAGGGAAGAAACCAUAGCACUCAUUGUAAUUUAUUUGUAAGUAGUUUAUAUUAUGAAUAUAUUGUAGGGUGGAUGCGAACUUCAGACACUAGGAAGAUGGUUUGGAAUAGACUGAUUUAUCGCAUGUGAUUAAUCUCGUCUUGUCUAGUCUUGACUGUAUGUGUAUGAAAUCAUUAAUGUUUCUAUUACUGUAAAGUACUAUUUUCCUAAAAAUAAAACCUCUGCUUCCUCA
Betta splendens (Siamese fighting fish) is the source of this 4082-nucleotide messenger RNA. RefSeq lists its product as uncharacterized. NCBI's taxonomy places the organism in Eukaryota, Metazoa, Chordata, Actinopteri, Anabantiformes, Osphronemidae. The transcript has 7 exons. The record is from RefSeq and is a predicted model, not a curated record. Bases 68 to 3637 code for a protein of 1189 amino acids. Gene Ontology annotation, molecular function: GTP binding.